AUGUACCACGGUGGUCAAAUCUGUGGUAACUGUUAUGCUUCUGGCAAUGUAGCUUGGUUUGAUUAUUGUGACAAGGAUAGAAUGUCAAAAGCUGAUAUUGUGCCUAACAGAGGAGUUGUGAUUGAGGAGCUUGAUGACAAUUAUGGGGCUAUUGUUCCUGUUGGUGGGAAACGCAAACAAUGGAGGCAACAAAAAAAAAGUGUGGUGAUAGAAGAGCUCAAUGAAUACCCAAAUGGGGAACAAAGUGGUGGGGGUACGCAAAAGCCAAGGGAAUCUUGUGCAAGACAAGGUGUUUCUGAAAAAGGCAAAGAAAAAGCAGUAGAGAGGGAAUCUUCUGCAGUGCAAGAAGACAAAGAAAAAGUUGUUGAGAGGGAAUCUUCUGCCACUGUAGACAAAGGGAAAAGUAAAGUCAGUUCUGUUUUUGGGAAAAGAAGGGCAAGAGCUUUUUGCAAAAGGAGGUGCAAAUAUGUAAAAAAGACACAUGAUAAAGAAGACCAAAGGUCCAAUACAGUGACUGAGGGACUAGUUGAGAAAGAGGUUGUUGAAGGAAGUGUAGAAAAGAUCAAGUUAUCAAGAUGUCAUCUAAUGAAGACAAGAAAAGCAAGAAAAAUGACCACAUUCUGUGAUGAUAAGGAGGAGUCAGCAGACAGUCUUGACUCUAAUUUUGCAGACCCUAACUUUAGUUGUGAUGAUAAUGAUGAUGAUGUCGAUUUUGAUGAAUGGGUAGACAAACAAACUAAGUGGGUUGGAGAUGGGGCAAAAGGAAAAGAGUCAAUGUCAACAAAUGCUGGGUUUGAAUCUUGGGAUUGGGGUGCAGAUGUUGAACUGGAUUUAGAGGAGUAUGAUUCUGAUAAUGUGCAGCCUAAAUAUGACUCUGAUGAUGACACUCCAAUGACGGAUAAAUGGCCAGAGUUCAAUAUGGCAACUAACAUGGCAGAUCCACAGUUUGAGGUUGGGAUGAAGUUCAUUGAUUGUAAAGUUUUUAGAUUGGCUGUCAAAGAACAAUUUAUAAAAAGAAAUAAGGAUGUUGUAUUUGUGAGAAGUGAGGCUUUCAAGCUAAAUGUAGUUUGUGCAUAUCCAGAUUGCCCAUGGGAGAUAUAUGCUUUCAAAAUGCAGCAUGAGAAGACCCUGCAGAGCAAUCCAAGUUGGCCAGUUAGCUCAUUCAUGGAGAUGGUGGAGAAGGAUUAUAACACUGGAGUUUCUAGGCAACAAGUUUAUAGGGCAAAAGAGAGGGCAUUUAGGCAAAUUGAGGGAAUAUACACAGAACAAUACUCCAUAAUUUGGGAUUAUUGUAAAGAGUUAAGGAAGACCAAUCCAGGAACAACAACCAAAGUUCAAUGUGAUUUCAAUGAACAAUUAGGUCAUCCAGUGUUUCAAAGGUUAUAUGUGUGUCUAGGUGCAUGUAAAGCAGGGUUCAUUGUUGGAUGUAGACCCAUUAUUGGAUUGGAUGGCUACUUCUUGAAGGGUGUAUAUGGAGGGCACUUUUUAGCAGCAAUUGGUAUAUAUGCUAAUAAUGAAACAUGGGUGAUUGUGUAUGCAGUGGUUGAGUUUGAGUGCAAGGACUCAUGGGUUUGGUUUCUGGAAUUGCUGAUGGAAGAGCUGAAAAACCUUGAUAAGGAUGCUUAUGCUUGGCUGACUAAACCAGAAAAACCUCCCAGGCAUUGGUCUCGAUCACACUUCAGCACUCACGUGAAGUGUGAUAUGCUUUUAAACAGCAGAAGGGACAAAAUGAAGAAUUGGAUAAAGGAAAUUUUCCCCAAGAUUUUUAAGAAGGUAGAGAUUAAUAAAGCAAAAGCAGGUGGUUGUGUGACUAUGUGGUCAAGUGGAGGAAAAUUUCAAGUUGGCAGUGGUGGGAUUUCACAGUAUAUUGUGGACUUGGAUUUGAGGACCUGUUCCUGCAAAGAAUGGGAUUUGACUGGUUGGCCUUAUGUUCAUGGAGUGUUGUGGGAUAGAACUAAUAUGCCACCAUGUGUGCCUCAUUCAUACUCCAAACAACCUGAAAGGCCAAGAAAUGCUAGAAGGAAGGAAGCAGGUGAAUGCAGCAAGAAGGCCAAUGUUGUUACAAAAGUUCAAGACUCACUGAAUUUAUUAUUUGUUUCCUCAUCCCAGCAAACUACUCAAACAAGUGAAGUUGGUCCUAGUACAAAAACAAGGCGAGCUAAGCCUACAAGAUCUGUGCAUAAAGGAAAAUGGAAGAGAAAGGCCACCAUUGUAGCUGGAAGUUCAAAUGCACCGCCAACUAAUUUAGCUGCUCCAUCCUCAACAUCUACCCAUCCUGCAAGUGGAUCUACCUCUCUUGCAACUGGAUAUGCCCUUCCUACAUCAACUGAAGCUUCAAUUGCAAUUCUUAUUUAUUGA
This is a messenger RNA of Prunus armeniaca (apricot), 2358 nucleotides long. NCBI's taxonomy places the organism in Eukaryota, Viridiplantae, Streptophyta, Magnoliopsida, Rosales, Rosaceae. The record is from the annotation of a GenBank genome assembly.